Molecule: messenger RNA, 381 nt
Organism: Knipowitschia caucasica
Lineage: Eukaryota; Metazoa; Chordata; Actinopteri; Gobiiformes; Gobiidae
Source: the annotation of a GenBank genome assembly
AUGUGCGCCCAGAACCCCCCGACCGGAUUAGUGGAAGCCAGGAUAGAGACAUUCCAGACGUUAGACAGUGCCGUGUUCCCAGGGCGGCCCACUCUGAGCACCACUCAAUGGAGCGCAGACAAUGCGGGCCGCGGUACUUACCUCUGGAAUACAAGCGUGGGCCGACUCUCCAGCCUGGACCGGCCUGGACCGGCUCUCAUCCACAGGCAGCCGUCGCUCAGCAGCCAGAAUGACAGAAUCGCUGUGUUCAAACGGGAACUGGGCCCUUCUCCAGCUCCCAAUAGUGAGAAAACAAUGCUUGAAAGUGAACUGGAGCGAUGGAGACUGGAGCGAUGGAGACUGGAGCGAUGGAGACUGGAGCGAUGGAGACUGGACCGAUAG